Strongylocentrotus purpuratus (purple sea urchin) is the source of this 9870-nucleotide messenger RNA. RefSeq lists its product as uncharacterized. The transcript has 4 exons. The record is from RefSeq and is a predicted model, not a curated record. Gene Ontology annotation, biological process: regulation of DNA-templated transcription; DNA repair; telomere maintenance. Gene Ontology annotation, molecular function: DNA helicase activity; ATP hydrolysis activity; DNA-binding transcription factor activity. Bases 2435 to 9448 code for a protein of 2337 amino acids. Lineage: Eukaryota; Metazoa; Echinodermata; Echinoidea; Camarodonta; Strongylocentrotidae.
UAUUUUGAACUAUCUUGAACUCUCCAAAGAACUUGCACUUGAACUUGCUCUUGAACUUACACUUGAACUAGCACUUGAACUUGAACUAUCUUGAACCUUGAAUCUGAAACAUACUGAAUGAAACUUGAAUCUGGAAAUCUUGAAUCGAAUCAAAACUGGAACAGAAUAUUUCUAAAGAUUGUAUUGCCAUUUUUAGAAGACAUAAUUAUUGUCAAUUAUAAAGAAAUUAUUGGCAGUUUCUAGAAGGAAUUAAAAGUAAACUGAAAUAAAAAGAAGAACAGUAGAGGGAAAGGAAUCUAACUCUAAUUCCUGGAACUUGAUAAGACCAUACUUACAGUUGAAAGCAGUAAUAUUGUAAAUCUUGGGAAAGAAAAAAAGAGGUAUACAUUUUAAAGAGUAAAGUAGAUUGGAAAAGUAGUCGUUCAAGAUAAAUAUUGGAAGUUCGAAGGACUGUAUUGCCAUUUUAGAAGACAUAAUUAUUGUCAAUUACAAAGAAAUUAUUAGCAGUUUCUAGAAGGAAUUAAAAGUAAACUGAAAUAAUAAAAGAAGAAUAAUAGAGGAACAGGAAUUUAAUUCUAAUUCCUGGAACUUGAUAAGACCAUAAUUACAGUUGAAAGCAGUAAUAUUGUAAAUCUUGGGAAAGAAAAAAAGAGGUAUACAUUUUAAAGAGUAAAGUAGAUUGGAAAGUAGUCGUUGAAGAUAAUAUUGGAAGUUUUAAGGACUGUAUUACGAUUUUAGAAGACAAAAUUGCUGUCAAUUAGAAACAAAAUCUUGGCAGUUUCUAGAAGGAAUUAAAAGCAAAGUGAAAUAAAAAGAAGAACAAUAGAGAAAAAGCAAUCUAAUUCUAAUUCCUAGAACUUGAUAAGACCUCUAUUAGAAUUCAAAACAGUAGUAUUAGUAAUCUUGGGAAAGUAAAAAGAGCGUAUACACAGCAAAGAAUAAAGAAGAUUGAACAAAAUAGUGUGAAGAAGGCAAUAUUGCAAGUUUGAAAGACUGUAUUGCCAUUUUAGAAGACAUAAUUACUGUAAAUUAGAAAGAAAUUAUUGGCAGUUUCUAAAAGGAAUUAAAAGCAAACUGAAAUAAAAAGAAGAACAACAGCGAGAAAGCAAUUUAAUUCUAAUUCCUAGAACUUGAUAAGACCAUAAUCACAAAAAAUUUGUGUCAAUAUAUAGAGUCCUAGAAAAGUGAGCGUGGUUGAUUGUAAAGAGAAAAGGAAAGAAAUCCUUCGAUAUAUAGUGUUCAGAAUUUUAAAAAUAAAAGUAAGCUUGAUUGCAGAGAGAGUAAGAAAGAAGAUUGGGUCAGGAUAUAUAUAUAGUUUUAAAAAUAUAAGUGAGGUUGAUUGAUUUGAGAGAGAAUAAGAAAGAUAUUUUGGUCAGGAUAUAAAGUGAACCUGUUUGCAGAGAGAGAGUAACAAAGAAAUUAGCAAUUUGGGAACUUAUAUAGGCCUACAAUACAUUUAGGCUAUUAAUGACCUACUCAUAAUUUUAAUAAAAAACGCCAUCUUGAGACAAAAACAUUAUAGCUCCUUAACACAGUACAAGCUAGUGUAUAUAAAGCUAGGCUAUUGAAAUACCAUAGAGUUUAAUAUCAGUAAGGAUUAGUUUUUCAUAAUUCACAAUAGGAAUAUUUAAAUAAAAGACUAUUGGAGUAAGGAAUAUAUACAGAACAUUAUAUAUCAAAGUUACAGAACCGUUAAUUGUAGACUUGUAAUUAUUAACCAGAACUGUUGCAAGUAUAUAAGCAAAAUUUACCAUGAUGGAUACAAUUGAAUUUAAGAAAACACUUGAUGAAAUCAUGAAUAUACUGACUAGUUGUGCAUUGGUGACCAACCCAAAGCUUAAUGAAUGCUGUAUCUGUAACAAUGAAAUCAAAGAAAAUGAAAGUGAUGCAAGAUGUGACUGUUGUAGUAAGCAUUUUCAUGUGACAUGUAUGGGAUUCCCUUGUGAAGACAGACUGAGUGACCUGACAUUGAUCUGGAUUUGUUCAUUUUGUGGAAAUAACAACAUGGCUCAUCGCAUGUUUGAUCAAGUAUGCAUCCCUUCUCAUUUCAAUAGAUACGAACUUCUUGGUGAUCAUGAUGAACACUGUUACUUGGAUUUGAACCAAUCAAGGACCCUAUCAAGUACGACCAACAAAAGAAAAUGUGGCAGAUCAAAGAAGAGAUCAAGGAUUUGCGAAAGUACAGAGUUCAUGCUGGUGGCAAGAAAAAAGAAGCAAAGAACAAGAAAGGUCGAGCAAGGAACAAGAAAGGUCAGUCUUCCAAAGGGAAAAAAGAUGUUUCAGAUGGUGUACAAGAAGAUGCAGUGUAUGACAAUGACCUGAAGAAUAGAAGCUUUGAUACAGUAAAAGAUGAAGCAGUCGAGGUUUCCUGAGUUGUAACGGACACAGUGUUGUACUUCGUACUCAAAGCUGGCAAGGUGUGUACAAGCAUUGCAUGAGGUUAGCAAAAUCAAUGGGAUGCCCCCUGCACACCGAAUAUGAAGUAACUAGUGUAUGUGCUAAAGCAACUUCCGGUAAGAAUGAAACCUUGAAAGGCUAUCCACAGUUACAGGAUUUUGUUUGUAAUCCAAUUCCUUCGUCAAAUACGCACAGUGAAAGUCAGUCUGGAAGCUCUGGAUGUUCCAUACAUUGUGAAAGCUUUGAUGAAGUUCAAAUAUUGGAUGAGAGUGUUUCCCCACAAAAGAUGAUUGAUAACCCAAAUGUAUUUCUCUUCCCUGAAGGAGCAAAUGAAACAAUCAUUCAUGAUGUACAUUAUAACGGUCAGGAAUUGAAACUGAAGAGUGUGACAAUUACCUUAACGAAACUAAAAGAACCGCAGCUAAAUAAUAGUUGUCUUCUGAAAGGAAAUGAUUUUAUAAAAGCAGAAUAUGAAAAUGAACAAAAAGGAGAUUCAAAAAAUUGUACUAAAUGCGGGAAUGACUCUGAUAGAUUGAAUUUAGUGAACAAAGUUCAGAAUUUCAACUCUAUCUUAAGCAGAAAACGAAAAUGGAGUAACCUCGAAAGCGAUGCAAAAGUUGAUGUCGACCUUGGCAAGGAAUUUCGAAAAACCAAAUCGGUAAAAAUGAAUGAGAACGACAGCUUAAGAAUUGAUACAAGCGAAUGUGCUGAUAGUCAUGAUGAAUUAUUAAUAAUUGGAGAAGUUCAUGUUAAAAAUGUAGACCAUGGACAGAAAAAACGUAGAAACAGACAAAGUUCUAAUCAAAUUAGGAAGCGCAGUAGACAGCGAAUGAGAGAAAAACGAGCCUUGACCAAAGAUGAAAUCAUUAAGAAAAAGGAAAAGUGUAUUCACAAUGCGCAAAUGAAUAAAAUGAAAAAAGCGAUUAAAAAGAAAGAUAAAUAUCAAAAUGAUUUAUCCUACAAAAUAGAAAAAAUAAAUGAAGUAAAACAAAGGCAAAAAGAAAUGUAUAAAGAGGACUCAAAUUUCAGGAACAUACAGCUAAAUAUUAUGAAAACCAAAUAUCAUUCUGAUUUACGUUAUAAUAAGAAAAUUUUGUAUGGAAAUAAACAAAAAUAUUUGAGAAAUGAAAGAUUCAAAGAAAAUGUUAAAACAGCUAUGAGGAUUAAAAUGAAAAAUAAAUAUUGGAAAGAUGAACAAUUCAAACGAAUGCACACAAAUAAAAUAAGAAGUAAAUAUUUGAACAAACAUUUCAAGGAAAAACACCAAGAUACCAUGAAAAAACGAAUGAAGGAAUUAUAUCGCAAAAAUGAACAUUUUAAGGAAAAACAAAAAGAUAUCAUGAAAAAACGAAUGAAGGAAUUAUAUCGCAACGAUGAACAAUUUAAACGAACGCACAGAAGCAAAAUAAGAAGUAAAUACCAGCACGAUGAACAAUUUAAACGAAUGCACAAAAGUAAAAUAAGAAGUAAAUAUUCGAACAAUGAACAUUUCAAUGAAAAACAACGAGAUACCAUGAAAAAACGAAUGAAGGAAUUAUAUCGCAAUGAUGAACAAUUUAAACGAAUGCACAAGAGUAGAAUUAGAAGUAAAUAUUCGAACGAUCAACAAUUCAAACAUACAAAAAUGGCAAAUAUGAAAAUAUUGUCCAAAAUUAGAUAUAAAGGCAAAGAAUUUAAGGAGAAGAAAUUGAUAAGCUUAAAAAUAAAAUAUAAAAGAAUUGAAAAAUAUAGGCAAAAUGUAAUAAAACAAAAUCGAAAAAGGUCUGUACUUCGAACAGUAAAAUUGUCCGAGUUUGAUAUUGUACUUGAAGAGUUUAGAAAAAUAAUUUCUCAUGGCCCAGAAUAUGUGUGCUGUGUAUGCUUAAAACUUCUCUUUGACAACCAAGUAUUGAAAUGUAAAAAGAGUAAUUAUAAUAUUCAGACGUGCAUAAGUGAAGAAUAUUUGCAUGUUUGCAAUUCAGAAUGCCGGUCAAAAUGUUUAAUAGGCCAGUCAGCCAGAUCGACACUUUGGAUAUGCUUUACCUGUCAUAGAAAAUUGCAAGCUGGAAAAGUACCUGCAGAAGCAAAUAUGAACAAUUUACAACUACAUGAAGUUCCAGAAGAACUUGCCAAUCUAAACAAUUUAGAACAGCAUUUGAUUGCAUUGAAUAUCCCUUUCAUGAAGUUAAUGGCCUUGCCUAAAGGUGGUCAAAAUGGAGUCCAUGGCCCAGUCGUGUGUGUGCCUUCAAACACUUAUGAAACAGUAGAUAUGUUGCCAAGACCACAGACUGAAGAUCAAUUGAUCCGUGUUAAACUCAAACGAAAAUUGUCGUACAAAAGCUAUUAUGAGUACAAAUUUGUAGAUAAAUCUAACUUGCUUAAUGCUCUGCAGUAUUUAAAAGCAAAUAAUAAGUGGUAUUUUGAUGUUACAGUAAAUGAUAAAUGGGAAAACUCACUUGAACGAAAUGAAAAAGAUAAUGAAACGGAAGAAGCAGUGGAAAUUGGUGGUAAAGCUCGUUUAGCAAAAUAUUGGAAGGAAAUGGAAGAACAAAUUGAUUACAUUUUGUCCAAAGACAAAAAUGCUAAUGAAAACAUGCAAGACAACAGUAAACUACAACAAAAAAUAGAUGACAACACUGAAGACGAUAUGGAAGAACGCUUACGCGGUAUUCAGUUAGACUCGUGUCUCCAGCCAGUAGAUAUUGGACAGGAAAUAUUAGAUCAGUAUUUUGAAGACAUAAUAUGUUGUGCUCCUUGUGAAGGAAGAAGCCCUGUAUCAAUUCUACAAGAUGAAAGCAAUGAGGCCAAAUGUUUCCCAGUAUUAUUUCCUAAAGGUCAACCAACAUUCCAUGAUAGAAGAGAUGAAAAAAUAACAUUAGGACGUUAUCUGCAUAACCGACUGAUGCACGUGGACAAUAGAUUUGCUCAGAAUACAGAUUACAUCUUUUAUGCACAAUAUAUUUAUGAAAUUCAACAGGUUAUAUCACAAGUUUCUAUCGCUUUAAGGCAAAGUCCAAACAAAAAAGAUGAUUCGUCUUCAAUAACUGCCUCAGAUUUGAAAGAUGCAGAGAAAGUUAAACAAAUACUAAAAUCAGACAAGGGCUAUAAAUUUUUAAAGCAAAUUCGUGGAACACCUCCAUUCUGGCAAAAGACACAAAAAGAUGUUCUCGCAAUGGUACGACAGCUUGGAAAGCCGACAUGGUUUGCUUCUUUCUCAUCUGCCGAUAUGAGAUGGCCAGAAUUAAUGAAUACAUUGCUUAGACAAAAAGGAGACACCAGGGAAUCGAGUGAAUUAGACUAUACAGAAAAAUGUAAUCUUUUAAGAUCAAAUCCAGUAACAGUUGCCAGAAUGUUUGACAAAAGAUUUCACACUUUUAUGAAGAGAGUUAUUUUAUCUCCCGCUGCACCGAUUGGUAAAGUAGUUGAUUCAUUUUGGAGAGUAGAGUAUCAAGCUCGUGGUUCCCCUCACAUUCAUGCCUUGUUCUGGGUUCAAAAUGCUCCACAGUUGGGUAUCGAUAAAGAUGAUGAUGUCGUACAAUUCGUAGAUAAAUACAUUUCUUGCCAAAAACCGGAUGAAAAGGAAGAUCGAGAACUGCAUGAAAUAGUAAGCAAGGUCCAACAACACAGUAAAAAACAUUCUAAAUCUUGCACAAAAACAGGGAAGGCGUGUAGAUUUAAUUUCCCGAGACCACCAUCUGGAAAAACAUUCAUUGUAACACCUGUUGAAGAGAUUCCAUCUAAAGAUUGUGGGAAAGUGCAAAAUAAGGGAAAGGACAAUGAUCAAGUUAAAGCUUCUGAAAAGACUAAAGAUGAUGCAGAGAAAUUGUUGAAGUCAGUUAAAGAUGCAUUAUCCAAUGGAAUCGAGUACAACAGUGUAAACCAUCUCUUUGAAAAGCUUGACAUUACACAAAAUCAAUUUGAGAAUGCACAUCAUGAAUUAGCAUCACAACAAAGUAUAAUCAUCAAAAGAGAAAUACAAGAUGUAUGGGUAAAUCAGUUUAAUCCAAGUCUACUAAGAAGCUGGAAUGCCAACAUGGAUUUGCAGUUCGUAACAAAUGUAUUUGCAUGCGUGGCUUAUAUUGUAUCCUACAUGUCAAAAGCUGAACGAGAAAUCGGAAUGCUAUUGAGUCAUACACUAUCAGAAAUGAAAGAGGGAAAUGAGAACGCAAAGGAAAGCAUGAAAAAACUUGGCCAGGUGUACAUGCAAAAUCGUGAAGUGUCUGCUCAAGAAAGCGUCUAUCGUGUUUGCAGUCUUAGAUUGAAAGAAUGUUCUAGGAAAGUGGAAUUCAUUCCUGUUGGACCCGACCCUGUCAGAAUGAGUUUACCAUUAAGCGUUAUAAAAAGCAGACCAGAUAACGAUAAUGAUGAUGAUGAGAAUGUUUGGAUGCCUAGCAAGCUCGACAGAUACAAAGCUCGACCUAGAAACACAGAAUUCAGUGAUAUGUGUCUUGCAACGUUUUGUUCUCAGUACAGAAUCUUAACUGCAUCCCAAACGCCAAGUACAAGAAGUAAAAAUGUCUUUAAAUUAGAUAACGAUCUGGGGUAUAUUCAGAAGCGUACUCGUACGGGAGAUGCAGUUGUAAGAUAUCCCCGAUUCUCACCCAUCAUCUCACCCGAAAAAUAUUAUUUGAGCAUUUUGCAACUCUUUCUGCCAUAUUUUGAAGAUGGACAAUUAAAGCCGCCAACAUUUGAAACACAUGAAGAGUUCUACGAGACAGGUUCUGUGAAAAUAUGUGGACGUGAAUUGGAGAAAGUCUGGACAAUUGUCUGUACUAACCGAAAGAAGUUUGAAAUGAAUGCUGAUGCAAUUGAUCAUGCACAGGAGCAUCUUGACAAAUUUGGUCCACACGAAGAUGCAUGGGGUCUUUUAUGUCCGGAAAAGGAAGUAGAGCGACUUGAACAUCCCAAAGAAAAUGUAGAUGUCGAAGAUUGUGAUGGAGAUCUUGAUAUCCCUGAUUUAAAGAACGAACCGAAAAAAGAUGACUAUAGCAUCGAACUACGUUCUGUAAAAAUUUCUAAACAAGAUGGACAUUCUUUGAUGAGGUCUUUGAAUGAGAAGCAACAGAUUGUUUUUUACAAAAUACGACAGUGGUGUUUAGAUAGAGUAAAUGGAAAAUCAGUCGAACCGUUUCAUAUUUUUCUAACUGGAGGUGCUGGCACCGGAAAGAGUCAUUUGAUCAAAUGUCUUUACUAUGAAGCAACACGUAUACUAGCUCGAAUGUUGCCACAUCCUGAUGAUGUCUCAGUAUUGAAAAUGGCUCCAACCGGAGUAGCUGCAUACAAUAUCAAUGGCCAUACUAUACAUAGUAUUUUUUCUAUUCCAAUCACAGCACAAAAACUGUAUCAACCGCUGAGUGAUGAGAAAAUAAGUGUCCUUCGAAAUAAGCUGGCUGAAUUGCAAAUUUUAAUCAUAGAUGAAGUAUCAAUGGUAGAUCAAAAGUUGAUGUCUUACAUUCACGGCCGCCUACGACAAAUAAAACAAUCACGCGAUCAAACUGCUUUUGCUGGUGUUUCAGUUAUUGCUGUGGGAGACAUGUAUCAGUUACCUCCAGUCUUAGGAACUCCUUUAUAUAAAGACACACUCAAUGGUGCAUUGUGGAAUGCUAAUUUCAAGAAAGUAGAACUUGAAGACAUUAUGAGACAAAAAGACGAUACCCAAUUCGCUUUUCUCUUAAAUAGAUUACGUGUAAAACAAGGGGAAGAGAUUCUCUGUGAUGAAGACCUAGCAAUGCUCAAGUCCUGUGAGACUGGCGAAGAAUGUGAAAAUGCUCUGCAUAUCUAUGCAUGUAACAAUGAAGUAGAUGCUUGGAACAAGAAAUUAUUGCAUAAAAAAUGUGGAGAUGUGAUAUGCGUAAAAGCACAAGACAUGGACAAAGAUGUUAAAAAAGGAAAUCAAAUACGGGAAAAACCUUAUACUAAGAUGAAAACCCAAUUGCCUCCUUAUCUGUGGAUUGCAGUUAAUGCUAGAGUGAUGUUGCUCAAAAACAUUGAUGUUAGUAAAGGCCUGACAAAUGGAUGUUUCGGAAAUGUAACAGAAAUAAUAACGGAUCAUACAAAUUUGAAUCCAGUUUGCAUCAAAGUUAAUUUUGAGAAGGCCGAUAUUGGUAUUCAUUCAAUCGAAAUAUCUCAAGAAUCCAUUGGUAAGAAAUAUGUGAGAAAACAAUUUCCACUUAAGCUUGCUUAUGCUUGCACAAUUCAUAAAGUACAAGGUUCGACAUUAGACAAAGCUGUUGUAUCAUUAAAAAAUGUAUUUCAAUCUGGACAGGCAUAUGUUGGGCUUAGUCGCGUUACUUCGUUAUCUGGACUUGUGAUAGAACAUUUCGAUCCUAAACGUAUAUAUUGUAAUCCAGAAAUUAAAGAACGCAUUGAGAUUAUGAAGCCGUUUAUCGAGAAUGAAACUUCUGAAGAUAUUCACGAUUAUAACUUUUCUUUGGUAAUGCAAAAUGUACAAGGAUUAAAACAGCAUUUUACUGAUUUCAAAUCCCAGUGCCAAUUUGUGAAUGUAGAUUGUAUUUGCUUGACCGAAACAUGGAUUAAUGAUGAUGAUCUCUGUGACGUUAUUUUAGAUAACUUUCGAUUUUAUCAUCAGCCACGACAUCUGUCAUACUGUAAUUCUGGAGUUGGAAAUGUACUCAAAGAACAAUCGCACGGAGGUGUUGCAAUGUAUAUCAAGAAUACAUAUUCAAGUAGAUUAAACAUAUCUGUCGACAACUUAGAGUUUAUCGCAAUUCUUGUCACCAAACCAGUUUCUGUUGUGAUUUCAGUUGUUUAUCGACCUCCAUCAUAUAGUAUCAAAUCAUUCUGUGAAUCAUUAGACAAUUUGCUAGAUGCAUUACACAAAAGAAGCAUUAGGUGUGUUGUGAUGGGAGAUUUUAAUGAGGAUUUGUUUAAAGGUUCUUCACAGGUAAACAAGCUAAUGUGUAAUAAAGGUUACAAACAGCAUGUUGUUAAUGCUACUACUGAGAAGGGAACAUUGAUAGAUCAUGUGUACAGCAAGGGACUAGAUUUAUUGGAAACAGAGGUCAUCCCUACAUAUUAUAGUUACCAUGAAGCUGUUAAGAUUGCUUUUUAAUAUUAGUAGUAAAAUGAGAAAAAUAAACGAGUAAAUUUCUUAAUUUUGUUGAUGAAUAAACAUUUUCAUUUAUCAUGUCUUUAUUCUUGCAAAAAUGAAUGUGAAUAUUAUUCCUUCUUAAAAAGGUUGUCAAUAUUUUGUUGGCUUACCGUACACUUAUCAAUGAUAUCAUCUGCCAUGGACAUCACAUUGAAAGCAGGUAGUAAAGUUGGUAAAAACCCUUUUCUUAAGGUGAUGAGUUGAAGGAUUUAUGUGUUGUCACUCCUUGCCUUUCAAACCUUUAAACAUCACUCACGUCAUGACAUGUACAUGUAUUUUCGAACUUAUAGAUAAUAUUUUAGAAAUCUAAAACAAUGGUACACAUUUAGAAUACUGAGUUGAUAGGUAGAUGGAUAACAAGAUCAUACAUCCAUUCUUUUUCU